Molecule: messenger RNA, 2177 nt
Organism: Hyphopichia burtonii NRRL Y-1933
Lineage: Eukaryota; Fungi; Ascomycota; Pichiomycetes; Serinales; Debaryomycetaceae
Product: DEAD/DEAH box helicase
Exons: 1
Coding region: 398-2152 (584 amino acids)
Molecular function (GO): ATP binding; hydrolase activity; DNA binding
Source: RefSeq, a predicted model, not a curated record
AAGCUGAACUAGGAAAAGGCCGUUUUUGAAAGGUGGGAGCGCUUGGGAUUCGACUUACCUGUGUCGCCUAGCAAAUUUUAUUAUGAUAGUUGUCAAUAAUACGCGUCGUCUAUCCACAUCAUGUAAUGUUUUAUCUCGAAGUUUAUCGAAACUUGCAGUGAACCUGGGGAUAACAUUAAGAGAUUACCAAUUAGAUGCAAUCGAUAAGGUGAAAGGAGCCAUAUCCCGAGGUGUAAGACGACAGGCAGUGGUGUUGGCAACAGGGGGAGGGAAGACUAUAGUAUUUUCCCAUUUAAUACCGGAGAUAUCAGCAGCAGGUCGAGGAAAUAAAACUCUUGUUCUUGCCCAUAAGGAAGAACUAAUUUUCCAAGCAGCGAAGACUAUAAAAGAUAUCAAUAUGAAUUUGAAUGUUGAUAUUGAUAUGCGAAAAUCCAAGCCGAGUCCAGAUUCUGAUGUUAUAGUCGCUUCUAUACCGACGUUGGUAAGAAAAACCCGACUCGAAUGGUACAACCCAAAAGAUUUCAAGUUGAUAAUACUAGAUGAAUGCCACCAUGCAACCGCUUCUUCAUGGUCCAAAAUUCUUAAAUACUUUAAUGCUGACUCGCCUGAGCUGGAAAUUUAUGUGCUAGGUUUUACAGCCACAUUAGAAAGAAGUGACGGAAGGUCAUUAGGAACCAUAUUCGAUGAGAUUGUCUUCAAUAGGGGACUUCUCACCAUGGUGCAAAAUGGAGAAUUAGCAGAUGCAAAAUUUUCAUGUGUUGAUAUAGAUGUUGAUUUAACUAAAGUUGCAACUAAGAAAGACGAUUAUGAAAUUACUAGUUUAUCGGAAGCAAUAAAUACCGACAAGGUUAACUUACUUGUUGCGAUGUCCUAUAUUAAGUUAAAAGAGAAAUAUGGUUUCAAUUCGACAUUGAUGUUCUGUGUUGAUAUAGCUCAUUGCAAAACUCUAUGUGGUGUUUUACAACGUCAUGGUAUUAAUGCACAGUAUGUUACAGGAGAUACGGCUAAGCAUGAAAGAGCAUCAAUAAUCAAUGAUUUCAAGAAUGGGAUCAUCGAAGUGUUGUGUAAUGUCAUGGUAUUUACCGAAGGAACUGAUAUCCCAAACAUUGACUCGCUUUUCUUAGCUCGUCCUACAAAAUCAAGACCUUUAUUGGUUCAAAUGAUAGGGAGAGGAUUGAGACUUCAUAAAGGGAAGAAAUACUGUCAUAUUGUGGAUAUCGCAGGUACUAGAGGAACUGGAGUUCAAUCUGUCCCCAGGUUAUUCUCAUUACCAACCGAUUAUCAAAUAAGAGAUAAGACAUUCCAAGACUUAUCCAAAGAGAAAGAAGAAUAUGAUAUCGAACAGGAGAAGCUAAAACUUCAAGAGAUUAUUAAAAAAGAGAAGCUACGGAGAUUAGAGGAAGAAGCUACCUUUUUGAAGACAAAGCGAUUGGGUCAGUUACGGACCGAUUUAAACUUAAAGUUCACGACGUUCGACGGGUUUAUAUCCCUAGAGUCUGAAUCUGUAACUGAAUUCAAUAAUGACCAACUGGUCAACAAGAUCCUCAGAGAAAGUUCAAUCGACUGGGUUAGAUUUGAAUACGAUUCCUGGGGCUGCCAAUGUGGCAACGAUAAGUUUCUCCUUCUAAGAAGAAAAACUGUUAAUGAAACAGACUACCAUUUUGUAUUAUCUUUAAAUGUGUUCCAUUCUGCCAGAGAGAGAGAAGUUUUCAAGUAUAGUAUUCCAAAUUACUAUCAAGAGUCCGAAUUAGAACAAAAUUCAAACUUGCGAACAGUUUGUGCUAAAGCAGAAUCGUUGAUAUCCACCAUUUUACCCGUUUAUAGAAAUUUUCAACACAAAUCUGCCAUCACUAAGAAACAAGCAGACUACUUGUCCAGAAAAAUGAAUACCAAGCUUGGCCAUUAUUAUACCAAGACCCCUGAGCUUGAAACUAAACUAAAGAGCUCAAUUCAAAUGUUCGACAAAGACAGAGCAUCUAAAUUGAUCUUUGCAUUUAAAUUCUCCCUGAAAUCUUUAUGGAUCAGAUGGGAAUUACAAAGACUACUUGGACCAGAUAAUAGAACCCAAAGAACAGUGAAAAAGCUAGUGGGCAAAGACGGCUUGACAGGUAUAUCGUCUUCAGCAGCCCAUUCUUUUGCUGCAAAUUCAUAGCUGUACAUAGAUUAUUAGAUUUGCG